Messenger RNA from Ectocarpus sp. CCAP 1310/34, 1655 nucleotides. NCBI's taxonomy places the organism in Eukaryota, Phaeophyceae, Ectocarpales, Ectocarpaceae. The record is from the annotation of a GenBank genome assembly.
AUGUACUUCGUAACCGACUGCGCUGCGAAAAGAAACGUGGCUGGUUCAGAUGUGGUCUUGCUCAUGGGGCAGUCGAACAUGAGCGGCUGGGGCGAAGGCUACGACGCAGAUAUCGACGGCCCAAACGACCCGCGCAUCCAGCAGUGGUCACGGGACAACACGGUCAUCACGGCGUCGGAACGUCUCCAGCACGCCGACUUCGAUAUUAUCGACAAAACAAGGGUGGGCAUGGGCACCGCCUUCGGACGCGCCUAUGUCAAAACCCUGCCGGCGAAUCGCAACGUGCUGCUUGUGCCCACCGCAUACGGUGCCACUAGGCUGGUGAACGGUCCCUGGUCUCCGGACGGGAGAUUAUUUGAAGAUGCCGUGACGCGCACGGAAGCCGCGCUCGCAAGCAACGGGGCGACCGGGAACUGCGUCGCGGCAGUCUUAUGGCACCAGGGAGAAGGGGAUGCAGCCGGAAGGAUCGACCAAGAGACAUAUCAGUCCACCUGGGCGGACAUGAUCAACACGCUGAGGUCUCGCAUCCCGGCGGCGGCUGAAGCCCCGGUGAUCUUGGGCGAGUUCACGCCGGACAUGCUUGCAAGAAACCGAGCGCUUUCGGAGCCAAUUAUCGCGGCGAUUCGAGCCAUCCCUGACAGCGUUCCAUUCACGGCAGUAGCGCCCUCUGAGGGUCUGUCAUCCAAUGUCAGUGAUCCCGUACACUUCGACGCGGUAGGGCAGCGUGAGUACGGGCAGCGGUUCUUCGACAAGCUUGGCGACGCGGUCAGAAAUUGCCGAUGAGGUCACGAGACGGCUUGCUUCCGUGGACGGUAACUUACGGUGCGAAGCACAGCGUACAUCAGGGGACACAUGGAGAAGGGACAGGGAUGAACGGCGCAACGGAUUGCAAUGGAUUAUUUGUCGUGAAGGCCGUACUUACGAGCGUUCGGCAUGAACCACUUGGUCAUUGUACUGCAUAUUUUAUCUAAUAGCUACAGUAUAUCCUUUGUUGAACUUUCACCAACACCUCCAGGAUCACUGUGCUAUGAAGAUUGGUGACGAUUGAUGUACUGCGAAGGACGCAGGUUUGCAGGUGAACCGCUUGUUUCGAGAAAACUCAACACUGCGGGAUUCGACGAGACAUCCCUUAAAAUUGACAAGUUUGGUGAUUAUUGCACUUGAGCAGAGCCACUCUUCUUGUUGUCUGCUACUAUCUCUAUUGUAGCUGACCUAUUGGAUCUCGUGCAUGUAGUUCCAAACCAAGACUUACGUGAACGCUAGCUCGGCGGGGCACGAUUCGAAUUCAGGCAAGAGCUUCGACGGUGCAGCGAAUCCCGCGGUGGCGUCCUGACCUCUCCCUCGUACGUCGACGAGAGCCCAACGCUGAUGGAAUCGAACUAUACCCCUCACGCUCCCUCCCCACCCGUAGCGGUCUGAUUCCUGAAGAGCCCUCUCCUCGAGGAGGGAGCGGCGGACUCGUGAAUGCAAGAAGUCGGCCAGCGAUUGCUUUCAUAGGUCCUGGUUGUUGCCAGGACGCGAGAGAGAGAGGGGGAGGGAAGCGAGCUGCCAAGGGGAGCACCACCCGUGUCUUGUACUGACAAGGCUUGACGCAUUGAAGUUUGUUCACGGGGCUUGUUGUUCCUGAUUUAUGGGCUACCGUAAGGAUGCGGGUC